Molecule: messenger RNA, 1200 nt
Organism: Alternaria rosae
Lineage: Eukaryota; Fungi; Ascomycota; Dothideomycetes; Pleosporales; Pleosporaceae
Exons: 3
Coding region: 1-1200 (399 amino acids)
Source: RefSeq, a predicted model, not a curated record
AUGGCUCAAACUCGCAAAUCUGCAUGCACGACGGAGGAACGGAGAGUGGUCGCCAUCGAACGGAAACAAAGAAAGGGACCUUGCAUAUUUUUCCAGGCGAUGAUUGUGGAUAGCAAUGGUCCGGACACGAAGCUGGAGCACAUGCUCACGUUCAGCGAGGAAGAAUUUAGAUCCUUGAAAGGUUCCCAGGCUGCCCUGGAAGCCUUUCAUGGGGGAAACAAGACAGAGGAUGAGGAUGAUGAUGGAUGUUGCAUCUGUAUUGGGUGGUUUCCAUCAUACAUCGGAUAUUGGUUCACGCGUUUCCUACCUAAAGGGCGCAGUCUUGCCUUUGCAUGCGCUGGCGCUGCUCCGCCUGCAACCAUUCCCCCGGCCACAAUCAACACCAACACGGAACUACUCGUCCUCGAGAAUAACGUAGCUCCCUACCCACCUCGAAAUCAUGUACACAGAAGACCAGCAAGCGACACUACCGCCGAUCUGAACUCGUCUACGGGUCCACCACGAAGCACAACAGCGUUUGCCCUUCCCAGCCCUACUUCCGAGACGCCACUUGUGCGAGCCGCUCUAUCAAAUGAUUCCUCUCCACGCAAAGUUGCUUCGGGCUUAAUCGUGCCUGCUAGGGAGUGUAGGACGUGCAGAAAGGAAUUCCACCAUCAACACCUCUUUGAUUUCCACCAGGAGAAAUGUACAGGGCAAAAACCAAGUUCAAGCUAUAUCGUCAGUGUCUCAUCGUCUGCGGCAUCGCACGCCUCUUCCGAGAAAUUCAUGCAGGAGCAUCAGGAUCAGUUCCCUCGAAGUCCAACUCCUGACGGUCCACAACAGCCAAGGAAAGUGGCAGAUACCUCUCUGUUUGCCAAAGUCCUCGACGUACUCUGGAUUGAGCAUGUGGAGGCAACUCCGCAAGGUGUUUACGGGAUAAGGGUUCUCGUACGCACUUUGUGCGAUACAGUUCAGCUUAUGUCAAUAGUAAGCUUCCUUACGCUUCUUGAAGAAAAGGAACAGGUAGAAAGUAUUAUGGGUGCUCAUGGUUUCGGCUUCGCAUUAUACAUGCAUGAUACGGGCCAUUCCAUACCACCGCGUACAAUUUGGACCAGCCAUCUCCAACUUGAAGAUGUUGUACCUGAGGAAGUUGACCGCCGUUUGCUGGAGUCAGGCGAAUAUUGUUCGGCCACCUCUCUGUCUACCUUUGGCUCUACAUGA